AGCAGAGGGGUAAAGGCAAGCUCAGCUAGCUCACAAGCCAGUCUGGUAGCAAGAUGGCAAUCACACUCCUGGUUCUCUGCUGUGUGGUCACUGUGCUGGGCGCCCAGUCUCCCAGGUGGCUCAUCACUGCUCCCAACAUUAUUCAUCUUGGAGUGGAGGAGACUGUGAGCAUGCAGAUUCAUGGAGCAACUGAACCUGUGGAUGUUGAUCUCUGUAUUAAACAUCCAAUAACAACUGACAUUCUCACAUCAACUGAGCACGUAACUCUCAACGAAGAUAACAGAUUUCAAGCAGUGGUCAAACUAAAGGUGGACCCCAAACUGUUCAAAUAUGCCCAAGAUAAACAGCCUGUGAAAAAUGUUAUUCAAUUGUCUGCCAGUUCCCCAAAGUUUUUCAAGAAACCACAAAUGGUCAAUAUCCAUGUGUCAACCAAAAGGGGUUAUAUUUUCAUUCAGACUGACAAGCCAAUCUACACUCCUGGAGAGACUGUCAAAUACAGAAUCUUCACGUUAGACCAGUACAUGCUUCCGAAAGAUGAACAGAUCAACCUUAGGAUAUUUAACUCCAAAGGCUUAGUAGUCCAUGGGACUUUAUUCAAAUCUAAUGAAAUCACGCAGCAGACUGUCAGCAUCCCUGACACUGAACCAGCUGGACACUGGAAAAUAGAAGCAUAUUUUUCUGAUGCACCUGAAUCAAACACCACAGUUGAGUUUGAGGUGAAGGAAUAUGUUCUGCCAACAUAUGAGGUGAAGAUUGAGGCAGUAAAACCGUACUACACACUGGGAGAAGAAAGCUUCCAGUUCUCAGUUUCUGCAAGGUAUACCUAUGGAAAUGCUGUUGAUGGUGUCGCUUACAUCCGAUUUGGAAUCACAGACCAUAAAAAGAAUAGAAUCCAUCUACCUGGUCUUGAGAUCCAGACACCGAUUGUGGAUGGCCAUGCAAGUGUCAAACUCCUUACUGAACAUUUUCAAGAAAAAGUAAAAGAGACAAAUAUUACUGACCCAGAAGGUUGUCGCCUUUAUAUUGCUGUAACCGCUUUGGAGCAGGCCAGUGGAGACUUUGAAGAGGCAGAAACCACCUCUGUGAAAAUAGUGACCUCACCCUAUAUGAUUGACAUGUCCAAGACCAAGAAAUACUUUGCCCCUGGCAGCAAGUUUUCCAUUUUGGCCACAGCCACCUAUCCUGAUGGCAGCCCCAUCCCAAACGUGAAGCUAAACGCUGCCGUUAUUGUGAAAUUAACUGACCAAACAGAAAACAUCAUAAAUAAGAAGGCUGUAGCGACUAAAGACGGAGUUACUGAAAUUCCUUUUGAAGUCCCCAAGCAAGCUGCAUCCCUGCAGAUCAAGCUAUCUGCUGAAGGAGAGAAGACACCCUCUGGACAAAUGAUGGUCACAGCAGUCCCAAACACACAGGAUUCUCUCAGCAUUGAGAUGGAACACCGUGUUCUUGCUCCAGACCAGGAGCUAACAGCUCGCUUCAGAGACAUCUCUCCAGCUGGCACCGCCCGACCCUCCCACAUCUACUACAUGGUCCUGAGUAAGGGUAAAACCUUGCAGGUUAAAAGUGUUCAGACAACUUCAAGUGAACUCACAGAAAUCACCAUCGCGUACAGCACUGAUAUGGCGCCCUCUUUCCGUCUGCUCGCAUACUACUUCAGAGGCCCAACAACGAUAGUGGCAGACUCAGUCUGGGUGGAUGUCAAGGAUAUCUGCAAGGGGAAGAUUGAGAUCAGUCCAUUGAGAGACCACAAGCCUGCAGAGUCCGUGGAUGUGGUGGUGAAAGCAGACAGCCGCAGUAAAGUUGCACUGGUGGCUGUGGACUCAGCUGUGUACAUUCUAAACAAACAGAACAAGUUGACUGCACAGAAGAUGUUUGAUUACAUGAACUCCUAUGAUCUGGCCUGUUCUGUUGGAGGAGGGAAGAAUGCCCAGUCUGUUUUUUGGGAUGUAGGCCUCAUUUGGAUGUGCAACUGUGACAUGCCAAAUACUCUCUCCAGGCACAGUCGCUCCUGCUCCUCUGAAAAUAAACGAUCCAAAAGAUAUAACACAGUUAUGGACGUCUCUUCUGUUGUCAUGAAGUAUGGGCAAGACGUUCGACCAUGCUGUGCUGAUGGAGUCCGGUAUAACCGGCAGGGACUCACCUGUGAGCAGAGGUUUAUUAGGACUAAGGGCAAGUCCAAAAAGUGCAGAGACGUGUUUCUUCAAUGCUGUAAAACGGCUACCGAGAUGCGAAAGACAACACGAAAAUACAGCGUUGCAAGAGGCCACAGUAAUGAGAUAGAUGAGGUCAUCGAUGGGACAGACGUGCACCUGAGGAGCAGUUUCCCAGAGUCUUGGAUGUGGCAGCUGACGGAGACAGAUGAGAGCGGUCAGCUCAGGCACUCUGUACCAGCUCCAGAUUCUAUCACGACCUGGGAAAUCCAAGCAGUGGGGAUCUCUCCAAGCAAAGGUUUCUGUGUUGCAGAGCCCAAACAACUAAGGGUGUUCCAGGACUUUUUUGUGUCUGUGAAGUUGCCAUACUCAGUGAAAAAGACUGAACAGCUGGAGGUGAAAGCUGUGGUGUUCAAUUACAAGGACACAGAGCUAAAGGUGACUGUGGAGAUGUUGCCCUCUGAGGACUUGUGUACCUCUGGGGAAGACAGGGCCAAACAGAGCAUCACAGUCCCUGCCAACUCGGCGUCUUCCGUGUAUUUCACCGUGGUGCCCCUCGAAAAGGGCACAUUUCCCAUCACCAUUCUGGCCCACAGUUCAAGCGGUGUAGCGGAUAAAAUACAGAAGGAGCUCAAAGUUGAGGGGGAAGGGGAGCUAGUCUCAGUUUAUCAUCAGCACAUCAUCAACAGUAAAGCUGACAAGCUGGACUUUGACAUCACAACACCUUCUGACAUGGUGCCUGGAGAUGAACCAGAGACCUACAUUAGCUUCAAAGGGGGUGUGAUGGGGGAGUCUGUGAGUAACUAUCUGAACCUGGAGGGCAUCGAGAAGCUGAUCAUACUGCCGUCGGGCUGUGCAGAGCAGACCGUGGCAGAGAUGUCCUCUGCCGUCAACGCCAUGAAGUACCUGGACGCCACUGACCAGUGGAUCAACCUGAGAGCUGGCCGCAGGGAUGACGCCCUGUCCAUGAUCCAGAGCGGUUACAGCAAAGUCCUGACAUACAUGAAGGCAGAUGGUUCUUACGGGAGGUUCUCUUCAUCCCCAAGCAUUAUCUGGAUUACAGCAUUUGUUGCCAAAGAACUCACCAAAGCUAGAGAAGUCAUUCCCAUUGAGGAUUCCUACAUAAAGAAGUCCAUAACCUACAUUAUAUCCAAACAGACUGAAGGAGGCUCUUUCCAGGGGAUCAAUCCCUAUAAUGGCAGAAGCAUGCAGGGCAGAGUUGGGGAAUCAUCUGGAGAAACGUCGCUGACUGCUUAUGUUCUCAUAGCAAUGCACCAGACUCUGUCUGUCUUCGACACUUCUGAAUCUACAGAAGUGAGAAUGGCCAUGGAGAGUGCGCAGAGCUACCUGGUGCAGCAGUUGAACUCCUUGGAGGAUCCUUAUUCUGUAGCCAUCACAGCCUAUGCCCUCUCACUGACCCAGAGCUCAGCAGCUACUCAAGCACAGAAGAAGCUCAGAGAUCUGGCCAACUGCGAUACUAGUAAAAAUAGGUGUUUCUGGGGAUCAACAAAAGCCCAGAGCCCUGACAUCGGGGUACGAGCAGACCCUCUGUCUUUGGAGACCACGGCGUACGCCCUGCUACAGGCCGUGGCUGUGAGGGACACUCAGUAUGCCAUGAGUAUUGCGUCAUGGAUAAUGGAACAGCGCAAGUUUGGGGGCGGAUUCCACUCCACCCAGGACACAGUUGUGGCCUUGGAGGGCCUUGCCACAUUCAGCGAGCAGAACAAUGAUGUGAAUGGCCUGAACCUCACUGUGGAGAUGUGUUUUCAAGACGGUCGAAAGGAUGUGGUGAGGUUAACGAAACAUAAUGCUCUCACCCAGCCAGCCAUCAAGAUCAGGAAAGGGGGAAAAGUCUCUGUUCGCAUUGAAGGAGAAGGAGACGGCACUUUGGCGGUUGUGCAAAAUUACAGGAGCCUGAAAAAGCCUCACUCAGCCUGUGACGAAUUCUUCCUGAAUGUCACGAUUGAAGGGGAAGUGGAAUUUGAACCGAUCCCUGACUUAGACGACCUGUACGAUUAUCUGAACUUGGAGGGAGAGAUACCGCAGAAGGAUGACCCCAUGAAGAAGGAGAAGUCUCUGACCUACACAGUCUGUUAUGGGAUGCUAAAUGGGGCGUCUAAAGGGAUGGUCGUCGUGGACAUCUCUCUGCUGAGUGGACUUAACGUAAAUGUUAAGGACCUUGAGGAGAAAGUAAAGGGCACAGAGAAGUACAUUGAUCACUUUGACUUAGGAUCCAACAGAGUGUACCUCUACUUCAAUCAGGUAACAGACACUACAGAGUGUCUACAGUUCAGAGCGGAACAGAUUGUACCUAUCGGACUAGUCCAGCCAGCUGCUGCUGUAAUCUACGACAACUAUAAUCCAACUAAGAAAUGUGGAGUUUUCUACAGAGCAGCCUACACAGAUAUGGUUUCCAAGCGGUGUCAUGGAGAUGUCUGCAGUUGUGCAGAAGGCUCCUGUCCUACACCUAAAGUGACUUUCAGUGAAAACAUGCAGUCAAACACACGCACUGACUUUGCAUGUUACAAGCCCAUUGUUGAUUUUGUUUACAUUGUGAAGGUGGUCAACUCAACAGGUGAUGGCGUCUUCAAUUAUUACUCUACAGAAGUGAUCAAAAUUCUUCAAACAGGCAAAGAUGAAGGAGUUCAUAUUGGUGCAACACGGGAACUCGUUCAAAGACUAUCUUGUGUGAACUUUGCUCUGACCAUGGAAGCCCAGUACAUGUUCAUGGGUACUAAUACAGCCAUCACACCCACUCUAGAUGCCAUGGGAAGCCCCAGGUACUUAUUGAGCAGGGACGAGUGGCUGGAGAAGAUUCCAGAAAAGAGCCAGUGUAAAAGGACCCGCAAGGCCUGCCGGCGACUCCAGACCUUCAUGGCACAGCAUGAGAUGAGGCGCUGUGCUCACUGAACCCGACACUCACAUUACGCUCUUUACCUCUUUUAAAGGAGUUGUCCUGUCUUUAAGCAGAGGAGAGGUUUUUACUUCAGAUGACUCUAAAUGAAUGUACCUCUACUGUACAGUAUUUGUCUACCCUUUGAGUUAAGCCUGUUGCCUGAGGAUGCUCCAUUGAUACUGUACAUGAGAGCGCUGUUUCACAUAAAAAAGCAACAUCACCAUAUAAAUUCAUUUUCUAAAUGUGUUUCUAUGUAUGCUUUUGUACUAUAAAUGUAUGCUUAAUCUAAUCUAGUCCAGACUACUAUAAUAUUAUCAUACCCUAUAUAUCACAGAAAUAACGUUUCUAAUUAAGGUGUUCUGUAGGUACGUAUUUGUGUCCCAGUUUAUAGUCAUGCCAUAGUGGUCUUGUAAGCAUAGCCUCAACGUUGCUCUCCAAAGCGUAUCUAAAUAUAUUUGAAACGUGUGAACAUGUUGAUUAAACAUGUUGGCUUGACUACACUGGUUGGGGUUGAUCUAGUGGACUACAUUAAUUAGAGGGAACAGUAGCAACCAUCAAUUGCUCACUGAUUUUGAUUCACUGUUUGCUGUCAUCUGCAACUUGUGUGAUAACUAUAGCAGAUAUUGUCCUUAUUGAAUUGUUGACCUGGGUCAGUCAGAUUAUAGAGAUAUCUGUUAGGUAAGAUUUAUGAUAGUCGUCGAUCAUGUCAUUUGUGAAUUGCAUUUUAACAGUUUCCUUCGAAACGUUGAAGGUUUUGAGUGGCAUUUGUCAUGCAACCCCUCUAUCUGUCUCUUGUCUUCACUCCUUGAACAGUGAACACACACUUCACUCAAACACACAGAGAGAUAUCUUCCAGACAUGUUUUGACCUUCAAAUUACCUUCAAGGAGAGCGCUGUUGGACUACUGAACAGUAUUAAAGUUUUUUGUCACACCUGGUAACUUCACAUUUACGGCAAUCUCUAAUCAAUUUGUAAACAAUAAAGAAUGGUAUGUUUUACUGCUGCAUCUUGCUGUAAUAUGAUUUUUUUCUGUUUCCUCUAAUAUUAAUGUUGUCCAUUAUUGCCUCCCCAUUCGACAGCUCUCUCUGGGUCCAUGCUCAUAUUUUCUACUUGUUUAUUUGACUGAAUUGAAUACAUUUGCCGCUUGUAUCAGUAUUCAAUAUGCAUAUUCAAUGCUAGGACAGUCUGGAUGUGUUUGCCAAUGGUCAGUAUUGAUACAGCCUGUAGCCUACUGUAACUGUAAAACAAACUGCUGAGCUUGACAUUUGUCCAAUAUGUUGGACAAUCUGUAGAUCUUAGAAAAUAAACCAUAAGUGAUAAAGCAUA
Molecule: messenger RNA, 6372 nt
Organism: Sardina pilchardus (European sardine)
Lineage: Eukaryota; Metazoa; Chordata; Actinopteri; Clupeiformes; Clupeidae
Product: complement C4-B-like
Exons: 41
Coding region: 54-5060 (1668 amino acids)
Biological process (GO): complement activation
Cellular component (GO): extracellular region
Molecular function (GO): endopeptidase inhibitor activity; protein binding
Source: RefSeq, a predicted model, not a curated record